Ciona intestinalis (vase tunicate) is the source of this 13830-nucleotide messenger RNA. NCBI's taxonomy places the organism in Eukaryota, Metazoa, Chordata, Ascidiacea, Phlebobranchia, Cionidae. The record is from RefSeq and is a predicted model, not a curated record.
AGUUAUACCCGGGCAGUAAGUCCGAAGCAUUGAAACUGGAAAAAGAUGCAAGCUCAAACUGGAAUGAUCCGGUUUUUGUCAGCGGUGUGUUUUCUAUUGAUGUCGGCCCCGCAUUUUUCAGAAGCAGGAGAUUGGGGACCAUGGUCAGAUUGGAGUGUUUGUUCAAAAACAUGCGGCAUGGGACUCCAAAUGAGAGAGAGAUUUUGCGAUUCUGAUCCUUGCCUGCCAACUAACGGUAAAACCGAAACAAGAAAUUGCGACGGGCCAGCCUGCCCUCCGCCAACUUGCGGAGGUACUCUGACUGCCCCUACUGGAGUGAUUACUUCGCCGAACUAUCCCGAUAAUUACCCCAACAAUUUCAACUGUACAUGGUUGAUAUCAGUGCAAGAAGGAUAUAAAAUUGACUUUAAAUUCGAAAAAUUCGUUCUUGUGCCUGGUUGCGAGGAUCGUCUUACUAUAAUCGAAAGUGGGACAGUGCCGGACAAAUAUUGCUCGCAAAGAACAGGUGCAAGUUACGGAACUGUCGGAAAUGUGGUCACCAUUAAUUUUCAAAGUGACGCCUUAAUGUCGGCCACUGGUUUUAAAAUUACGUAUGAAGAAAAAGUAAUUCCAAACUGCAUUUUCAACUUUUGCCUUAACUCCGGAACCUGCAAUGGGAUAGAUACAUGUUCUUGUGAAGCAGAUGAGAACUAUGGCUUCUACAGAUGCGGAUAUGAUUUGUAUCGCGAUUCAAGAGUCCAGGAUGUUGCUGUUACUUCACCUCGUGAUUUAACAUCAUCGUGUGUCAUGUAUGGAACAAAUCACGUCAAAACAUUUGAUGGGAGGCUUUACCGUUUCACUGGCAAGUGUCAGUAUGUUAUGGUUAAAACAGAGGACUUAGAGGUGCUAAUCAAGCGUAAGUCAAACUGUGACCCUAGUACCAGCGCAUCCUACACAUCAUGUAUAGAGAGCGUGAUGAUCACCAAAAAUUCUGUCACUCUGACGAUUUUCAAUAAUUUAAGAAUUACGCUCAACGGAGAAUCGGUUUACCCACCAGUACAACAGGAUGGCUUCGAAGUCACAUUUGCUCCCUGGAUUGUCUUUGUGGGUAUGGGUAACCAUAGACUGGAAAUUGACCGUAAAUUCUUUUCCAUUUACCUGAAAGUUGACCCAAAGUAUGCGGGAAGCACAGUUGGUUUGUGUGGGAACAUGAAUGGGGACCAAUCUGAUGAUUUUAAAGAUGUGAAAGGUUCAGCACUCGAUGACGCUGUUAAGUUCAGUAAUUCGUGGAUCCGAAACACCGAGGGCGGUGUGUGCAGUUUGUCAACGUUAGCUGACCAAGUUGUAUGCACCAGCGAAGAUAUUCAACAAACCUAUGUGUGCAAUGUGCUGAAGACUGAACCGUUCUCAAAAUGCCGGGAGCAUAUUGAUGUAACGCCUUAUAUGGAUCAGUGUUUGGAAGAUUUGUGCAGAUGCAGGCCAAGUGUUAGUUCCGACUGUCACUGCUCCGUUGUGUCACAGUUUGCACGUGAAUGCGCAAAACUUGGUCAUGAGCCAAAUGGUUGGAGGACGCAUACAUCAUGUUACCGAAGCUGCCUAGGCAAUCAGCAGUAUGUAGAGUGCGCGAGUGCGUGUGCAUCUACAUGUGAAAAUGCAAAGAGGAAUUAUUGUAGCACGGAAUGCACGGGGGGAUGCGAGUGUGCACCUGACACCUACUGGGACGCUUCAAUAGAAAAGUGUGUUUUAUUACAAAGUUGCUCAUGCACGCAUGCGGGUAAAUUCUACAAAGCCGGGGCAACAAGACAGGAAAAAUGUGAAAAUUGUGUAUGCACGGCAGCAAAAUGGACGUGCAACAAAGUAGAUUGUCCAGCCACUGCAUUGGCUUACGGCUUCUCCCAUUUCACGACCUUCGACGGCUCACAUUUUAACUACCCUGGUCGGUGCACGUACCGGUUCGUCUCACAUAAAAGUUGGAACUUGUUCGAUAUUUUAAUUGCAACGAAGGAGUGCGGGUCUGGUGGUAGAUUCACUUGUGUCAGGAAAGUUUAUAUAAAGCUUCCGGGUUCAAGUACAAUCACACUGCAUCAGGGAAAUGAAGUUUCCAUCAAUAACAACGCAGCUACAAGUCUACCAUUCACCACCGGUCCCACUGGUAUAUCGGUGUACCAGUUGUCGUCCUUGUAUGUGUCAGCUCGUAUCCAUAAUCUCGAUAUAAGUAUUCUAUGGAAUGGAAGGUCAACAGUUAUUGUGGAGGUUCCUGCUUUGUAUAAAGAGACGUUGAUUGGACUUGGUGGUCGUUACAACCUUAAGACCACGGACGAUCUCACAACAGCUUACGGAUAUGAAUCAACUCAAAUAGACUUUGGAAACUCUUGGGAGGUAUAUCAAAAAUGUGACGAUAUUCCAGUAAGUGGGAACCAGAAGGACGCAUGCGCCGAUAACCAAUAUUUAGCCAAUGAUGCCGAGACCAACUGUCGCAUCAUAACCACCGGUGAGGCGUUUGCCGCCUGCCGUUUGAAACUUAACGGUGAUAGAUACUUUGAAGCUUGCAAGUUUGACGUGUGUGCUUGUGAAACGGGCAACGAUUGCUAUUGUGAUGCGAUCGCGCUUUUCGCUCAGCGUUGUCUUGAAGUUGGUGUCGCUGUAGAUUGGAGAACUCCCGAAUCAUGUGGGUUAACUUGCAGUGGUGGAAAGACAUACCAGGUCAAUGGCACCUCGUGUGGUAGGACUUGCCGCUCAAUUACGGAGCAACGAACGUGUACGAAGAAUGAUUAUGUUGAAGGGUGUAACUGCCCUGAAGAUACUUACUUGUCCAGUGACGGUACUUGUGUAACACUUGAUCUUUGCCCAUGUUUCCACGAAAACUCUUGGAUUCAAGCAGGCCAUGUUGUUCAUCAAAACAAUAUUGCUUGUUUCUGUGUCAACGGGGCAAUGAGCUGCAACAGACCAGUCGGAGCUGAUGAUACAUCUAUUAGUUGCCCUGCUACCAUGCAGGUCUUGAAUUGCUCUAAGUUAGAACCCGGCAAUCCUGGUGCAGCUUGUGCUAAGACAUGUUUAACCAGGAACUCAAUGAACUGCGAGGGCCUUACCUGUCAAUCAGGUUGCAAAUGUCCUGAUGGUUUAGUGAUUUAUAACGGAGCUUGUAUUGAACCUACUACCUGUCCAUGUGAGUUUCAAGGGAAGGUUUACCAAGUUGGAAAUACCACAAAGUCAGGCUGUGCUGUAAUAGAAUGCACUACAACUGGCUGGAAGGAGAUAUCUCGUGAUAAAUGUUACACGACUUGUAGUGCAGUGGGUGGGGCGUAUUACAAAACCUUUGAUGGGCUAAGAACCAGCUUCCGUGGAUCUUGCGAAUACCUGAUGGCAACGGAUAAUUGCUGGGGAAAUAAUGAUAACUAUGAUUAUAGGAUCACUGUUAAAAGUCAUGACUGCCCUGGAUCUAAUAAUGCAAUGUGUGCCACCACUGUGACUGCUAUACUAGGGUACACAAAAGUGACACUUGAAAAAGGCCAAGAACCGAAACAAGAAAUUCUGUCCAGCAGAGGCGCGAUUAUAAAAUAUCACGUUAAUAUUAAAACGCGUGGUAUCUUUACCAUCGUUGAUACCAGGCUGAUAAGGAUUAUUUGGGACAACAGUACGCGGGUGUAUUUGCAAUUUAAAGAGGAAAUGAUGAACCAAACACAGUGUGGGUUAUGUGGGAACAAUAAUGGCGACGGCGCCGAUGAUAAAAAGGCACCAAAUGGAGACUUACCUGUGACAGACGUAGCAUUUGCAAACAGUUGGAAAACGAGUGAACUAUGUGCGAAUAUUCCAGAGAAAAAUGUGACUGAAUCUUGUGGCAGUAAGCUUACAUGGGCACAGAAGAAAUGUGCAGUGAUUCGAAGUGAAGUUUUUGCUGAAUGUAGGGCCAAGAUAGAUUCUGAUUACUUCUACGAAAAAUGCGUCGAGGAAACCUGCUCGUGUGAUACUGGUGGCGAUUGUGAAUGUUUUUGCACAGCAGUGUCGGAUUAUGCUUUCCAAUGCGGACAGAAUGGGGUUCCAGUGUCGUGGAGAAAUCCAGACACUUGUCCUUUGAUGUGUGAAUCUUACAACACGGAUGACAAUUGCUUAUGGAAAUACGCCCCUUGCAGUGAUGUAUGCAUUCAUACAUGUUGCACAACUUGUAUAGAUGGAUGUUUUGAAGGUUGCCACCCCAAGUGUACGAAUGGGACAAUAUUUAAUGAACAAAGCAACACGUGUGUCAAGCCAUUGGACUGCCCGGAUAAAUGUAUUUUGUCGCCUACUCUGCCACCUAUCUGCGAUGCUAAAAAUGUAACUCGCGUAUGUUCAUGGACCGACUGGCUUAAUUCACAUUCUCCAACUGGAACUGGUGAAUAUGAAACAGUCGAGAAUGUGAAGAACACUUUUGGAGUUUGCUCGAGCAGCCAUUUGGAAAACAUUGAAUGCAGAUCCCGCAAUCACGUAGAUGGAACUUUACAAAAGAAUGUCCUUUGUGACAAAAACAGUGGCUUGCUAUGCACCAAUGAGCAUAUGACAAGUGGUACUUGUGAUGAUUAUGAAGUUCGACUUGAGUGUUGUUCAUGCGGAUGCGACAGCGUGACAUGCUCCAACUUGACGUGUGACCGGCACGAAACGCAGACACUUGUCACGGCAGCCAACGGUGUUGACGUUUGUUGCGAUGUUUACAACUGCACUUGUGCAGGCUGUUGGGCAGAAGAGUUUAAGGCCCCUGGUUCUAAAUGGACAGCUGGUUGUUAUGAAUAUACUUGCUUGUCGGACAAUGCUGGGUGUUAUAAUAUACAGAAGACCAAGCUCCCAUGUAGUGAUGAUGUAACUUGUCCAGAUUACGCCAAUAAGAAGUCUUCAUUGUCGCCUGGGGCCUGCUGUGAGACUUAUACUUGUGAAUGUAAACCCGAAUUCAGCAGUGAAUAUGAUCUAAACUGUACCCACCCUAACGUACAAUACAGUACUGUGUUAACUGACGGAACUACAGAGUGUGUUAAACAUAAUUGCACUUGUCCUGACCGUGCCACGAUGAAUGAAACUUGCGUGGCACCUGUUACAUGUACGGCUUCUGGGUGCCACAGAGAAGACACCGAAGAUUGCGAUUGUUUGCUGACAAGUGAAUGCGUUUGCAAUCCUGCUGAUUGCCCGGUCCCAAAGACUUGCUCUAAAUGUGAGACCAGACAGUUGGUCCCUCCUUUAACAACACCGGACAACUGUGCAUUGGAUAGAUGUUGUGAAACAGCUGUUUGUAAACCAGUUGUAUGUAAUACAACUUCUGUUACUUGUGAACCUUGGGAAAAGAAGGAGAAUUCCACAACCAACAAUGGCUGUUGUAUACAAGAAACAUGUGUUUGUGAUGUCACAAAAGAGCAUUUGUGUCCGGGAGCCAGGCAAGAGUGUCCGUACUUCGGGAAGCUCGUAAAAUCGAAGGCAGUGUAUGGAUCGGAUAUGGAACCAGAUGAAUGUUGUGGAGGAUAUGAAUGUGAAUGUCUUCCUAAAUUUGACCCCAGCAACGUUCUUACAUGUUCUGCACCUGAGGUUCAAGAUACGACACGAUUAAUAAACGGGACGUUGGAAUGUUCAGACCACAAGUGUAUUUGCCCCGGUCACGAGGAAAUGAACGAAACGUGCGUCGAGCGGGCGAAUUGCAGCGCUUCUGGUUGCCAUAGAAACGAAACUGAGAAUUGUGAUUGCGUCGUAUCAAGCGAAUGUGUUUGCAAUCCUGCUGAUUGUUCGGUCCCAAAGACUUGCUCUAAAUGUGAGACCAGACAGUUGGUCCCACCUUUAACAACACCGGAUAACUGUGCAUUGGAUAGAUGUUGUGAAACAGCUGUUUGUACACCACUUGUAUGUAAUGAGACUUCUGCUAACUGUCAACCUUUCGAGAGUGAGUAUGUAGUGGACAGUAAAGGCUGUUGUACUGAAUAUGGAUGCAGAUGUGACAAAUGUGUUGAUGAAGCACUAAAUGUACAAAUUAUUGGAAAUGUUUGGGAAGAUGCCAUGAAUGAAUGCAUUUCUUGGACAUGCGUAAGAAGUAAUACAACCGAUGAGUGUCCACUUGUUGAAGUCUUCCAAAACAGAACAAAUGAUUGCAUACCAAUCAUUAAGGAUUGUGAAAAUCAUUAUAUUUCAGUAGAAGAUACAUCCGAUCCAUGCUGUUUACAAUACAAAUGCGUGUGCAAUACAUCGUUCUGCCCUCCUGACCCGGAGUGCGUUUAUCCAUCUGAGUUGGUCCCAGACACAGAAGCUAGUAAUGAAUGUUGUGAAGUCAAGAAAUGUAGCCCAGUCUGUGUAUACAAGGGUCUACGUUUCAAGAAAGGGGAAACAUGGGAUCACCCACAUGAUGAUUGCUUAUCAAGCAUGUGUAGUUGUGACUACAAUAAAUGUGACAUCGUUGAUGUGCCACGGUAUGAGUGCCCCGCGGCUCCCAUGACGACGUGUGCGACCCGCCAACAACCCAUGAGGGUCACCAACGCAGACAAUAAAUGCUGCUCCCAUUAUGAGUGUCCGUGUCUUUGUUCAGUAUUUGGAGAUCCUCACUACAUUACUUUUGAUGGUCGUCAAUAUACUUUCAUGGGAGAAUGUCAUUAUACGCUUGCUAAGUAUAGGGAUUCAGAUAAAUUUCAUAUAUAUAGUGACAACACAGUAUGUGUAAGAACAUCAGAGUUUGUAGGAACGUGUUUAAAGAAAAUCUUUAUUAAAUGGGAUUCGACGUUGGUGCAGAUUAGUUACGUGGAAUCAUACGACUACGCGCAAGCUGUUAAAGUAAAUGGAACAACACUCACAAGUCUACCGUGGUCAAAAGGUGGCAUUGUUGUGCGUUACGAGUUUAAAUCUAUAGUUGUUACAAUACCUGAGAUCAAUCUAUGGAUGAAGUAUCUCCUUACAAGGAUGCCCGCAGUGUUCAUAAAGGUGUCACCUACAUUGAUGUUUAAUAAGACCGUUGGAUUGUGUGGUACUUGUACAAACCAGCAGUUGGAUGAUUAUGAGGGCAGCAAUGGCACAUUGAUCGGUGGUUCCACUGAGUUUGGUUAUGAUUGGGAAGUCAAUGUAACAGAUGAGGAAUGUAAGCGAUGCGAUGCAGAGAAGAAUCCCGCUUGUUAUACAUGCGAUGAUAAAAUCUAUGAAGACAAUCUAAUGCCACUGCCAGAAUGGUGUAAAAACUGCACAGAAGCUCAUUGUCAAGCACUUGUAGCCCCAGCCUUCGCAGAAUGCAAUAAAGUCCAUCCUCCUUCAGGUUUUGUUAAGGCUUGUCAAUAUGACGCAUCAGCUUUAUCAAAAUGCGACAUUUGCAACUCAGCUGUGGCAGAAAGUUACGCAACUUUGUGUCUUGGAAGUGGAAUGUGCGUGGAUUGGAGAAAGGAUAACAAUUGCUCAAUGGAAUGCAGUGGUGACCUUGUCUACAGGUCUUGUUUGAACAAAUGCACGGCGAUGCAGACUUGUGAUAACUAUUUGGACGAAUGUGAAAGUGAGGAAUUAGAAGCUGGAUGUUUCUGCCCAGACGGUUUAAUAUUGGACCCAAAUAAUCCAACCAAGUGUAAAGACCCUGACUGUUGUUCAUGCCCUGCUGAUCCUGUCUGCGAACCAAACGAAGAGUUACGUUUUGCCACCACGCCCCCUGAAUCAUGUUGCCCUGAGAAAGUGUGCGUUUGCAAGGAACUUGUUGAACCCGAAUGUAUUACCCCAAAAGUGUUGCUCCACACCAAUGACACAAAAUGCCCACAACCAUACUGUGGCUGCCCAAUUGACAUGGCUUACUGUGUGAAUGCAACUGCAAACUGUACAACGCAUCUUGGCUGCAGAGAAAAAUCUCUGGUGCAAGACAUAUGCGGCUGCGUGUUGAAAAGUCAGUGUGUCUGCAACUCUGAGUUAUGCCCUGAGCCACCUGAGUGUGGAGAUUGCAUGGAACUUACUACACUGGAGACUGUAAUCACUGGUAAUGUAUGCGAGGAUUGCUGCCAGAAGUAUCAAUGCAAAAGGGAGCCAUGUGAGAAUAGAUGGGAAAAUGUUACAAUACCUGGUGGAUGCGAAUUGGUUUUUACUGACAAUUCAACUAAGUGCUGCUCCCAGUAUAAACUUAAAUGUGACAACUGUAUCAAUGAGAAUGGGACAUUUCAUAAAACUGGUUCAAGUUGGUAUGAGGUGAAAGAAGAUUGCAGAGUGAAAUAUAUAUGUUCUGAAGUAGUUAAUGUUACUGGGACCCCCUAUCAUAUAAAGGUUGUUGAUCACGAUCCAAGGGACCACUGCACAAGCAAAGAUCAAUAUGAAUCAGAAAAUUGUAAAAUUGAUGACGAAUAUCAUGUAGCCGUUGAAAUCCCCUCAAGUGAUCCUUGUUGUAGCAACCAUACUUGUCAAUGUAACUGUCCAGAUGAUUACGUACCACCUCCAGAUAAAGACACUUUGAAACCAUAUGAAGAAUUGGAUGUAGAAGACAAGUGUUGUGCAAAUUGGACAAUCAAGUGUGAAGCAUGUCUUCUUCAAAAUGGUAGUUCUGUAGCAGUUGGUGAAAGCAUUCAAGUUGAUGAUGGAAGUGGUUGUGUGGUUGAUAAGUAUUGCUCGAGCAAGAAAAUCAACGGAAACGAAAGUGCUUGUUACGAAAUGAAAGUAUCAAACGACCCACGAGAUUACUGCACAAGCAAAAUUAAAUAUGAUUCAGAAAAUUGUAAAAUUGAUGACGAAUACCAUGUAGCUGUUGAAGUUCCCUCAAGUGAUCCUUGUUGUAGCAACCACACAUGUCAAUGUAACUGUCCAGAUGAUUACGUACCACCUCCAGAUAAAGACACUUUAAAACCGUAUGAAGAAUUGGAUGUAGAAGACAAGUGUUGUGCAAAUUGGACAAUCAAGUGUGAAGCAUGUCUCCUCAAAAAUGGUAGUUCUGUAGCAGUUGGUGAAAGCAUUCAAGUUGAUGAUGGAAGUGGUUGUGUGGUUGAUAAGUAUUGCUCGAGCAAGAAAAUCAAUGGAAACGAAAGUGCUUGUUACGAAAUGGAAGUUGCAUUUGAUCCAAGAGAGAAGUGUCAGCCAAAGGCAGAAUUUGAAUCAACUGUUUGUGGAGCAUAUCAACAUGCAGUUGAAGUUGUUUACAGCGGGGAUACAAUCGACCCGGAACCUUGUUGUUCAGAAUUUGAAUGUGUUUGCAACAAUCAUACGAUGCUGUCUAAACAAUGUCCAAAGUGGUUCAAUUACACUUGUCCGGAUCCGAGAAUGAUUGCACAACAAACAAACACCAUUGAUGACAAACAAUGCUGUCCUGAGUUUAAAUGUGUUUGCCCACAAUGUCCGAACGUUACGGAGUGUCAACGUAAAUCGUGGUCACCAAAAGUUAUAGACGAUUCCACUUACCCAGCUGAGUGUGGAUGUUUAAGCACCGAAUGUGAAUGCAAUCCAGAAUACUGCUCCAUAUUCUUUCCCCAACCCCAAUGCAAUGAACCACAUUAUAAUCGCACUGUUGUCAACGCUACCUACUAUGAGGAAUGUUGUCCACGUGUUGAGUGUACAUGUGUGCAGGAGAACUGCGCUAACAUCACUUAUGAAGGACCAAGUAGUUGUUCUCCAUUUGAAGACUUGAUUGAAUUGAACCAGCCAGCAAUCGAAUGCUGUACAAAACACACUGCGUGUCGAUGCAAAAAUGAAAGUCAGCUGAACGAGCUAUGCAUGUCAAGCAAUGCAACGAUACCAGCUGGAUUCGUCUAUGCACCAAUAUUGAACGAUUCUACCAUGCGACCCAAUUGCUGUCAUUAUGUCUGUGAUACUUGCAAGGCUAAAGAUGGAUCAAUUAAAAAGCGAGGUGAGACUUGGGUUGAAGAUGAUUCUGGUUGCGGGGUAGAGUAUCUCUGCACUGAUAAGAAAGAGGAAUAUGGAGACAGAUGUUUCAUCUCUGAAGUAAACCGCAACCCAAGGGAUUACUGCACAAGCAAAGAUCAGUAUGAAUCAGAAAAUUGUAAAAAUGAUGACGAAUAUCAUGUAGCUGUUGAAGUCCCCUCAAGUGAUCCUUGUUGUAGCAACCACACAUGUCAAUGUAGCUGUCCAGAUGAUUACGUACCACCUCCAGAUAAAGACACUUUGAAACCAUAUGAAGAAUUGGAUGUAGAAGACAAGUGUUGUGCAAACUGGACAAUCAAGUGUGAAGCAUGUCUCCUCGAAAAUGGUAGUUCUGUAGCAGUUGGUGAAAGCAUUCAAGUUGAUGAUGGAAGUGGUUGCGUGGUUACUAAGUAUUGCUCCAGCAAGAAAAUCAACGGAAACGAAAGUGCUUGCCACGAAAUGGAAAUAUCAAACGACCCAAGACAGAACUGCGUCAGCAAAGAUCAAUUUGAAAAGAAUAAUUGUGCCUCUGAUGAAGUCGCACAGGAAACCGUUUCACAAGAUCCUUGUUGUAAAAGCUAUCGCUGUGUAUGUGGAGAUCCACCCCCAGGCUACAUAAAACCACCCUAUAUUUGCUCCUACCCACGUGAGGUAAUGGUUACCUUCCCAAAUUCAACGGACUGUUUUAAAUACGCAGCAUGCCUUUGCGAUAACAACACAGAGACAGUAUACGAAUGUCAUGAAUAUUAUACGGCUAAGUUUACAUGCACUGCAGAAGACCGACACAUUGUUGAAGUCAUCAGACCAAAGGAAGAGGUUACCGAUUUUAACAAAUGCUGCCCCAAGUUCGAUUGUCCAUGCAAGGAAUGUAAUACAACUGAAAACGUGACUUGCCCAGAUGGAUUUAUCAUGGAAGAUAAAAAAAUGCCAUACGAUUGUUGUGCAAAGAACGUAUGCGUUUGCAACUCAUGUGAAACAUCAGAUGGAGCCCUGCACGAUUUCUAUACUACGUGGGUUGAAACAGACGCAGAAGGUUGUGCAUUACAAUAUGGUUGUUAUCCCAGCAGUGAUAAAAACGAGCGAGGAUGUCGUACACCAAAAGCAAUGAACGAUACUUGCCCUGCACCAACCACAUGCUCAAGUUAUGAAACCAAAGUGUUAGUAGUUUAUAAUGAAACACAUCUAGAUCCAAACUUAUGCUGUCCCGAAUAUAAAUGUGAGUGUAACUCAUGUGGCCCUGAUUAUGUUCCUGCCCCGAAUCCAGACGAACUUAAAUGUGAAUAUCUAAUGCCUUACAACGAAACAGAGAAUCCCAAUCAAAAGUGCUGCCCACUUUAUCACAAAAAAUGUCUACCUUGUGGAACACUUGCAGACUUUGAAACUGAAUAUUGUGAACCGAUGUACGAGCAUGCUGUGGAGCUUCCACGUCCAAACGACACCUGCUGUUGCCCCAUGUUUAAGUGUGUGUGCAACUCUCCUGACGUACUUGACAGCAUUUGUGAUGUCAAAGACAUAAACGCUGCGACUUGUGCCCAGCUUGGAAGAAUGAACAUCACUUACAGCGUUGUUAACGACACAUUCGGUUGCUGCCAAGAGCCAAGCUGUAAGUGUUACACUGGUGAUGAAUUAAAGAAAGAAUGUGGUAAAAACACAACAACCUGUGAGUACGGGAUGGAAGAACAGCCAAUUAACUCCGGAGACCAAUGCUGUGAGAUGUUCCAAUGCAAAUGCAGUACAUGUCCAAGCAGUUACAACCAGACAAAACCAGCUGAGGAUAAUUCAUAUGAAGAAUGGAGGGAGGAAACAUUGGAAGAAAAUCCGCUGCAGAAAUGUUGCCCACGCUGGCGAAAGUCAUGCACAGGAAACCACACUGACUGCUCUACUAUUGUUUGCGAUGCUGAUAAGUAUCCUGUACAAGAAGGUAUGAAGGAUUGUUGCCCAGCCAUGAAGUGUAAAUGUAGAGAUGCUGAGGAACUCAACUGUCCAGAGCUAGAGUCUUGUAAGAAUGGAGAGACUUCUAAAGAGUAUUUUGAACCAGAUGUGUGUUGUCCAAAAGUGAAUUGCUCUUGUGGACCUUGUGGGCAAAACUACACCAAAUACCCACCUGGAACAUUAGAAUCAUAUGAAGAAUAUGAGCUGGUUACACCUGAAAAUGUGUGUUGUCCUACUUAUAUCAAAAAAUGCGGCAAUGUAUCUUUGUGUAAAGUUCCUGAUUGUGAAGCAAACCACACAGCUGUUACAAUUGCUGACUUAAUGGAUCCAGAUACUGAUGGCUGCUGUCCACUAUACAAGUGUAGAUGUGACAUUUGCCAUAGUGAAUACGGAACAUUUAAAGUUGGAGAUACAUGGAAAAAAGACAUUGGUGGAGGGUGCAUGGUGACUUAUGAAUGCACAAAGCACAGAUUGGGAAACACCACUUCUUUCAUGGAUCUGGAGAAAUGUCACAAAUCUGAGAUAAAGUUAGACCCAAGCACACACUGCAAAUCUGAAAUAUACCACGACACUUAUGUUUGCAACUCCUACCAAACUGCUGUAGAAUAUUUCCCAGUCCCUGAUCCUAACACUUGCUGUUCUGAAUACAAGUGUAUUUGCAAAGAAGAGAUGCAGCUACAGAUGGCGUGCUCUAACUUCACAAAGGAGGUCUGUGGUGAACACAUGCAUUCCAUUGAACAUGGCACGAUAUCAGGAACUACAGACUGUUGCCCAGAUCAUGCUUGUGUGUGUAAUAAUGAUACAAUGUUGAGAAACGAUUGCGAUCAAUGGACAGACUACACAUGCAACAAACCAGGAUAUGAGAGAAUACAGACAAACACAGUGGACAAGACCAAUGGUCCAUGCUGCCCUACUUAUACCUGCCAAUGCAAGCCAGAAGAAGAACUUAGGCAAGAGUGUGUGAUGUGGAACCACACAUGUUCUGUUGGUGAAAGAAGGGAACGAAAUAACACAGAUUGCUGCCCAACUUAUGAGUGUGUGUGCGACAAGUGUGUAAUGGAUGAAGGCAUUUACCCGGUGAAUGUGUCAUGGGUCUCACCUGAUGACAUUUGCACAAAACAAACGUGUGUGUUGGAUCCAAUUACUGGUUGCCCAGCAAUCAACCCAUCGGAUAAAUACGACUGCCCUUAUGUUGAUACUGAUGAUUGCAUUAAGAAAGGGGGCAGUAUUCUUGGAAAUGAAAGUACUUCUGGCUGUUGCAAAAUAUGCAAUCCAAUCACUACACCUUGUGAAAGAACGAUCCAACGUGAGUCAAUAAAUGCCACUGUUGAUGGACAUUUAUGCUGGACAGCUACUAAACAUGACAUAGCAUUCUGUAGCGGAUCGUGUCAGACCUCGCAGUCAUAUGAUGAACAUACAGGGGAAUCCAAUGGUAUUUGCCGUUGCUGCAAAUCUGAUUGGUCAUCCAAGAGGACAUAUUCCUUGUCAUGUGACGAUGGAAUCAAUCGAGAUCAUCAACAUAUUGAGAUCAUGUCGUGUGGAUGUGAAGAGACAGCAUGUGAAGCAACAGCAACAUCUGCUACACCUUUUAUUCCAUAAACUGAACACUGGAUUCAGUGGCACCGCUAGAGGGGUUUUAUGGGUUCCAACUUCCCCUUUUAACAAUUUUUCCGGCUGUUCCACUGACUGUUUCUCUUUUAUUUUGCUUUGCUUGUAGUUUGCACUAUUAUUAUAUCACUUAUUUUGUCUGUAACCUUGUAAAAACACUUCACUUAAAAAAAUCAGUAGUUCGACUUCUGAAAGAACCAAUUUAUUAAUACUAAGAUUUCUACAACCCAACUAACAACCAUUAACCAUUAUAAAAUCUGUAUCUAUUUUAACAGACCUAACCAAUUCUAUAUAUUGUGCAAUAUCUGAAUAUUCUCCACCACUCCCGAAUAUAUAAGUGCCAAAGCACCAAUUAAUCCGAAUCUAGAGUUUUUUUCCGAAUAAUUAAUACUGUGCGUACUUUCACUGGUUAAUAUUUUGGUGAAUAAUCAAAAGUUGAAAAACCGGUAAUACUGAAUGCUUGUAUAUUUCGCAAUGCUAUGCUAUUAUUACACUUGCUGCACAUUA